AUGGCUUCAAAAUAUCACGAUGAUUGGCAGUCCAGUAAGAAAACAGUCUUACAAAGAAACGCGUAUAUGUUUGAUAACGAAUUGAUGAGCGAUGUAUCUUUCACUUGUGGGGAAUCAAGUCGCAUAUUUCAUACGCAUAAAUAUGUGCUUGCCACGAGCAGUGCUGUGUUUUUUGCCAUGUUUUAUGGCGAUCUAGCUCAGAAAGAAUCUCCCAUUUGCCUUCCAGACGCCGACGAAGAAAGCUUCAAAGAAUUUCUGCGCUACCUCUACACUGACGAUGGUAAAAUCACCGCAGAGAACGCGAUUGGAGUUAUGUAUUUGGCUAAGAAGUAUCUUAUGAUGUCUUUGACAAAGAAAUGUUGCAAGGUUCUAGAGGCAAGCAUUAAACCUGAUAAUGUUUUCGUGGUGUUGGAGCAAGCUAUACAAUUUGAUGAACAAAAGUUGGAAGCAAAGUGCUGGGAUAUUAUAUCGAAGAAAACUCAGGAAUGUAUAAACUCAGAAGCAUUCUGUAAUGUCGGAUCACAUACCCUGAAGGUUUUGUUGAAGAGAAGGCCAUUGGAAUUAGCUGAAGUGGAAGUGUUCAAAGCAGUGUUAAAAUGGGUAGACGGCGAAUGUUCAAGACAAGGUCUGAAUAUUGAAGAAGACAAAAUGGCAAGAAGACGCGUUCUAGGGGAUAGUGUAUAUGAAAUUCGUUUCCUUGAAAUGUCACAGGAAGAUUUCGCGAAAUAUGUCUCUUCUACUAGAAUACUUACAGAGGCAGAAGUUAUAUCUAUUUUCCAGAAAUUUAGCGGAUUAGACGUGGCUGGCUUGGAAUGGAAGGAGCAAAAGAAAAGGCAGCCUUAUAUAGUCGGUUUUAGCAGAUUUGACGUUGCGAAUGCAUCAAGUGGCUGGAACUAUAGAGGAGGUUCCGACGCUCUUAUUCUGAUUGUCAACAAAGCUGUUCUCUUUCACGGUGUUCGCUUGUUUGGUGACUCCGGUGGUAGUCGAUACGAAGUCAAGUUUACGGUGAAAAAUGAAAAUGUAAAAGGGACUUACACUUCAGAACGAGACAAUGAUCGUGGAUGGGGAUAUGAUGUCAUGUUGCCCAAACCAGUUCCGAUAAAGCGAGAUGAAAAGUUUACAAUAAUCGCGACAAUAGAAGGACCACAAUCUCACAUCGGGAACAAAGGAAAAUCAUCGGUGAAAGUUGGUGACAUUGUCGUGACUUUUAAUGACGCACCGUACAGUUUAAGUUCAAAUUGUACAAAUAAAGCUGUGGGUCAGUUUUACAAAAUUUUCCUUUCUGAUCUGUAA
Molecule: messenger RNA, 1293 nt
Organism: Paramuricea clavata
Lineage: Eukaryota; Metazoa; Cnidaria; Anthozoa; Malacalcyonacea; Plexauridae
Source: the annotation of a GenBank genome assembly